Messenger RNA from Stylophora pistillata, 1653 nucleotides. Its product is annotated as adhesion G protein-coupled receptor L4. Gene Ontology annotation, molecular function: G protein-coupled receptor activity. The record is from RefSeq and is a predicted model, not a curated record. NCBI's taxonomy places the organism in Eukaryota, Metazoa, Cnidaria, Anthozoa, Scleractinia, Pocilloporidae. Gene Ontology annotation, cellular component: plasma membrane. Gene Ontology annotation, biological process: G protein-coupled receptor signaling pathway; cell surface receptor signaling pathway.
GUCUAUUAACCUGUACCUCCUGCAAAUGUGUUUGAAAUUCGUUUAAAAACUUACCGCAGAAGGAUUGCGAACCAAGUCACGAGCCGUUGGAAACUUAUGCGUGUCUUAAACCUGAAAAAUUGGGUGGUGAAUAAGAAUUAAUCUGGUAAAAUGUUCACAGCCCUGUCUAUAAGUUGUGUCCUGAUUCUCGUGAUAGUGAGCUUGAAAGGAGCUGAAAGCCAAAGAAACCGUGCCUGUACUGAAGAUUCCUGCUACGUGUUUAAGAAAGAAGAAAACACAUGGAAGGAGGCCAGAACAUCUUGUCAACAACAGAAAGGCGACCUAGUUUCCAUUGAAACCGAAGAAGAGUGGGACUUUAUCAAAGGCGUAAUAAAAAAUUACACUAAUCAAAACAGUACGACUCGGUGGCAGGUUGGUUUGGAAAAAAAGGCUGGCAAGUGGAUCUGGGUGACGGGAAGACCUCUUACCACUUGCAAAUGGGGAAAAAACCAAUCAAAUGGAAAUGGAGAUGUAGCUAGUAUAACAUGGAUAGGAAAGAACCAGACCAUUCUUUUCGAUGUUCCAAGGAAUACAUCUGGACCUUUUAUUUGUGAAAUUACCAAAGGUACUGGACAUAAUAAUUCGCAAGGCAUCUGCAAGUACGUCGGAAUACCAUGCGAACUGGAGUAUGGCAAGAGGAGCUGGGAACAGAAUUGUAAAUUUUCUGCCUAUGAUUGCAAACUAAACUGCACUUACGAGGCCCCUUCCGACAAAUUUUAUGAAGAAGAGUGCGAUGAGACUUUCAAUCCAUAUGUACAACAAUGCUCCUACAAAUCACACGCAGGUAGUACCUAUCACCAGAUCUGCAACGUUACAAAGUGUAAUCUGACAGAGGGCGAACAGAAAUGUACCACCAACAACACUUGCUAUUGUGAAGGUGAUCAGUGUAAUCACAAUCGCGGUCACGAAAGGUGUACGCAAACUUGCAUAGGAUUAAAAUCCGGGGAGGCAUCAUCAUACUCGCUAUCGCCGUCGCCAUCACUGUCACAGACGCCAUUGCUGUGUAAAACGCCUUCGAUGUCGCCGUCGCCGUUGCAGUCACCGUCGCUACUGAUGUCACUAUCGCCGUCGUCACAGAUAUCAUCAACAUCAUCAUCAUCAUCUGCAUCGCUUGCAAAAUCAGUUCUAAAGUUGGCAAAUAUAUAUCUUUCCGAACUUCACAGAAUUGAUAUCACCAAAAAUACUUCUUUGCAGACGGCUGUGAGGAUCUUUGAACACUUCAUUAUCAGUAUUGAAAACAUCACAAAACUUUCCGACGGCCAGUUUGAUAUGGAAAAAGUAGGACAAAGGAGAGAAUCCAUCUUUAAGGUGGCAGUCGUCCUUGAAGAAAUUGCCAUGAAUUAUAGCAAGCAUCAUCUGCUCAAAAUAAAACACUCAAAAAGGAUCCAUAGCCAGAAGAUGGUUCUGAGUAUCUACAACGUCUCUAGCCGACGCGCAAGCAGAUUCCAUUCAUGGAAAGAAGGGCAAGUGAGCAUAAAUGUUUCCUCUGCAAAUUUUGCGGACUAUGGACAAGUUGUUAUUGGCUGUGUGUACAAGGAUCUCCAUCAGUUANGUCGAUGUCACAAAACCUUUACCGCGAGAACCUCAACUAGUAAUCUGGCUGUGACUCCAUGA